CUGAAACUAACACACCCUCUGAGCUCCAAUGGGAAGGUGGAACAACAGGUAGGCGUCCUCCAACUGCGUCCCUUCGCUCAGUCGUGGACUGACCGCACCAUGCGCUCUCCUGGAAAUCAGACCUGAACCACAACUUGGCUGCGUUAUUGUCUCGGACAGCUUUUUAGAAGAAUAGACGCGCUUUUUUUUCUCCUCUCUGACAUUUUUAGUUGGUAGCUGGGAUAAGAACUACACAGAGCUGCUGUGGAAGAUUCACAGAUCUAUAAAUCGGAGCUUCUUUAUUGGAUAAAUCACCAAACUGUGAUAUCCUCAGCGGGGACAUCUCUCUGUGGAUAAGAUGUUGCUGCUGCCAUACUACCGCUGAACUUUGUUCCUCUGUGAGACGGCCAGGGCUCACUGAGACUCAGCUGAUCCCAGAGGUCAGGCUGCUGUCUGACCCAGAUCCCCCUGCAGGAGGACAUGGAGGUGCUGCGUCGGUCCUCUGUGUUUGCUGCAGAGGUGCUGGAUGUGUUUGACCGAUCGCUGACUGAGAAGGAGCUGGUGUCCCAGUCCAAAGCUCUGUGCAGAGACUACAUCCUGUCCAGACUCAACCAGAACGGGCUGGGAUGGUCUAAAACUGAGAUCAACUUUGGUCCGUCCAAUGCAGCGCUGGCCGAGGUGUCUCUGGUGCUUCUCUGUCUCGGCGACGAGCUGGAGUGUAUACAGCCCAGUCUGUACAGGAACGUGGCGCGGCAGCUCAACAUUUCUGUUGCCAUGGAGAACAUGGUUUCGGAUGCCUUCAUUGGCGUGGCAACGGAGAUCUUCUCUGCAGGUAUAACAUGGGGUAAGGUGGUAUCCAUGUACGCAGUAGCUGGAGCCCUGGCAGUCGACUGUGUCAGACAAGGCCAUCCAACCACAGUACACAUCUUAGUGGACAGUCUGGGACAGUUUGUUCGCAAAUUCCUGGUUCCCUGGCUGAAAAGACGAGGAGGAUGGGCUGAGAUUACAAAAUGUGUGGUGAAGAAGGAUCUCACCCCUGAACAAAACUGGUUCUCCUCUACUGUGGAGUCUCUCACGUACUUCCUGACCACAAUGUACGUCUACAUCAUGAAGGAGCCGUGAACAGAGAGCCGAGGAGUCGUCAUAUGCGGGAUCGAAAUCUCAGACUUGUCAAUAAAAGCCGGAGAUGGUCGCGGUGCUUGAUGGGGACUGAGCCUGCCAGCAGAUUUACAGUCUGCUGCCGAACGGCCAUCAACAAACGUUUCAUCAGCAGCGUGUUCGUGUUUCCUCAGUGUCAGAUGAGUCUCUAAGUGAUUACCCUUCAUCCAAAGAGUAGUCACGGUGAUAUUUAAGAGCAUAACAUGGCAGCGUUAUUAUCACUCCCACCUCUUCUGUGUAUUUUCUCACUGCUUACACCGGUGCAGGCUUCUCAAAUGUGUUGUAAGUGUAAUGCGUGAUGAUGCUUGAAUGUGAGAGGCUCUUCAUAAUCCUGAGAUAGACAGUCUGGUGUUUUAAUGUGAUGUUUGUCUCAGAUUAUAUACUUUAAGUGGUGAUGGAGGUAAAAGCGGUGUUGCUGAAACUGAUGCUCAGCUGGCUGGGUUUUGUGAGGUCUGAAAAGUGCUGAUAACAGAAGCAAAGGAGUCUCAAUCAGGAGCGAGUUCACACCUAAAGGCAGUAUGAGGUGGUAUCAACUGUUUACACUUCAUGGGUUUAAACACUUCAUGUUGUACUUUACCAAAGUGCAAACAGUGUCUCUUUCCAAAUACAAUCCAAAAUGACCUGCUAAACUCUAGACAGCAUUAACCAAGAAACAAAGGGUCUCAUUGUGCCCAUUUUUGGCCAAAGAACUUAAGGACAGAGGAGAGGUACAUACUGAACGUGCAAUUUUGCUGGUUUCCUUUUCCUUUUUAAUCUGUAAAUAGUUUAUUUAUGAUUUCAUUUUGGUUCUGACUUUAAGAAUUAAAACCACUGCAGUAUAAAGACAGCCACUACAAUGGCUACAACAGGAUGAUUGUGUGUGAUGCGUGUCACUUUCAGUGUUGAUGUGUAAAUGUGUGUGUCUACAAGUUUUUUAAACCCACAAUAAAUUGAACAAAAUCAUCA
This is a messenger RNA of Amphiprion ocellaris (clown anemonefish), 2082 nucleotides long. RefSeq names its product BCL2 family apoptosis regulator BOK b (gene bokb). Gene Ontology annotation, molecular function: protein homodimerization activity; protein heterodimerization activity. Bases 460 to 1101 code for a protein of 213 amino acids. The record is from RefSeq and is a predicted model, not a curated record. The transcript has 5 exons. Gene Ontology annotation, biological process: intrinsic apoptotic signaling pathway in response to DNA damage; extrinsic apoptotic signaling pathway in absence of ligand; regulation of apoptotic process. NCBI's taxonomy places the organism in Eukaryota, Metazoa, Chordata, Actinopteri, Pomacentridae. Gene Ontology annotation, cellular component: mitochondrial outer membrane.